This is a messenger RNA of Phasianus colchicus (ring-necked pheasant), 1746 nucleotides long. RefSeq names its product mitochondrial calcium uniporter regulator 1 (gene MCUR1). Gene Ontology annotation, biological process: calcium import into the mitochondrion; positive regulation of mitochondrial calcium ion concentration. Gene Ontology annotation, cellular component: mitochondrion; mitochondrial inner membrane. NCBI's taxonomy places the organism in Eukaryota, Metazoa, Chordata, Aves, Galliformes, Phasianidae. The record is from RefSeq and is a predicted model, not a curated record.
CCAUGAGCCUUGAGGUCCCUUCCAACCCUGGCCAUUCUGUGGUGGUAAGCACUGUGCCAGCGCCCGGCCCCAAGCACACAGUGCCAAGCAGACGUGAUGCCUGUGAGGAACAUCACUGCUGUGCGCUACCGCUGUCCUGACUAUAAUUAUAUAGCUGAAUGAUCCAUCCUGCGUACUGAUUUACUGUGAUCACCGAUCUUUAAGCCCCUAAGCAUACUUCAGCCUCCUCCCAGCACGACAACACGUCUGAAAUACGGCUAAGCCUUCGGAAAAAUCUCGCCGUUCGACAAGGCGACCUCAGCGCCGCUCCGCCUCACAGCAGCAGAGCAGCCCCCGCGCCCGCCCGUAGGCGUGAGGCGGGACGAGCACCGCAGCACAGCCCUCGCUCCUCGGCUCCAUCCGCAACGCCAAGCCCCGCUCCGGAGGCGGAAACGGGUCGACGGCAGCGGCGGAAGGGAGGUGCCCAGCCUCCGGUAGCGCCGCUCGUUUUUCUCUCUUCGCUCGCCGCUGGGAGCGGGCGGCAUGGCCGCGAGGCGGGCGCUGUUAGCGCUGCGGCCCCGCGGCGCCCUCCCGCCCGCUUCCGCCUCACGUCACCGCCUCCCGCCCGCCUGUCCGCGCGCGGUGGCCGCCAUUAGCGGCGGCGCGGGGUGGGGGCGGCGCUGCGGGGAGAGCGGUGUGAGCAGCUCCGCGCCUUCGUUUUUACAAAGCAAGGACAGCGUUUCCUUGCUGGGAAAUAGGAAGCUUUUUUUUGACACUCACGCUCUGGUGUGCCUGCUGGAAGGAAAUGGAUUCACUACUCAGCAGUCGGAGGUGAUUGUGUCUGCAUUCGUGAAAAUCGUGAACACCAACCUGGAUAUGAUUUACAAGGACAUGGUGACCAAAGUGCAGCAGGAGAUUGCUCUUCAACAAAUAAUGUCCCAUAUUGGUGGAUUGAAAAAGGACAUGAUUAUAUUGGAAAAAAGUGAGUUUUCAGCACUGCGUUCAGAAAAUGAGAAAAUAAAACUUGAACUCCAGCAGAUAAAGAAGCAAGUCAUGGAUGAAAUUACCAAAGUUCGUGCAGAUAACAAACUAAACCUAAACCUAGAGAAGAGCAGAGUAAAAGAAUUGUAUUCACUUAAUGAAAGAAAACUACUUGAAAUGAGGACAGAAAUAGUGGAAUUGCACGCACAACAAGAUCGAGCUCUGACCCAAACAGACAGAAAAAUAGACACAGAAGUUGCUGAUCUGAAAACAAUGCUGGAAUCGCACAAACUCGAUAAUAUUAAGUACUUAGCAGGUUCAGUAUUUACAUGCCUUACUGUAGCACUGGGAUUUUAUCGUUUAUGGAUGUAAUAAGGCAUCACUUUAAAGGGACUUCUACUGUCUUGUUUUCUGAAAAAGAAAAAAAAUCUUUGCUUGAACUUCAACCAAGCCUUGAAUGUUUUAUUUAUUUUUUUGUGAAGAAGACUGUAUUGAGAAUGUAACCAAAGAACGUGCCUAAAAACAAACUGUAAUAUGUCAUGCCUAUUUUGAACCUUACCUCUGAUCAAAGCACUUGUGCUAUUCUCCUUCAUUCUGAACUGCAGUAUGCCUUGCUGUUGCAAAAUGCCAUAUAAGCAAAGACUGACAGUCAUACCAGUUGUAUGGAGCUGCAUGCACUAGGAAUUAUGUUCUGUUGUCUGUUCAGAGCUUACCAGACUGUGCUUACCAGAGUCAGUUGCAUCUAUUGGACUGGAAUUAUGCUUAUAAAUAUAAAACUGAACUAAA